Messenger RNA from Cyprinus carpio (common carp), 888 nucleotides. Its product is annotated as cytochrome c. Gene Ontology annotation, molecular function: electron transfer activity; heme binding. Gene Ontology annotation, biological process: mitochondrial electron transport, cytochrome c to oxygen; mitochondrial electron transport, ubiquinol to cytochrome c. NCBI's taxonomy places the organism in Eukaryota, Metazoa, Chordata, Actinopteri, Cypriniformes, Cyprinidae. The record is from RefSeq and is a predicted model, not a curated record. Gene Ontology annotation, cellular component: mitochondrial intermembrane space.
GCAUGAUUGUGACGUCAAAUACCGGAGCCCUCUCGCGCCUCUAAAAUGAAAUGACCUUUCUUUUUCGCCCUGUUACAGGAUCGGUCCGCCGAACGGCUCGAACAGAGUACCACAUCCCACAAGACAAGGAGCUUCCUCACACUGUCUGAAAGGUAAAUAUGGGUGACGUUGAUAAGGGAAAGAAGGUGUUCGUCCAGAAGUGUGCCCAGUGCCACACAGUUGAAAACGGAGGCAAGCACAAAGUGGGGCCAAAUCUUUGGGGUCUUUUUGGACGCAAGACUGGUCAAGCAGAGGGAUUUUCCUACACGGAUGCCAAUAAGAGCAAAGGCAUUGUCUGGAGUGAAGAAACCUUGAUGGAAUAUUUGGAGAAUCCCAAGAAGUACAUUCCAGGCACAAAGAUGAUCUUUGCUGGGAUCAAGAAGAAGGGCGAGAGGGCAGACCUUAUUGCAUACUUAAAGUCAGCCACAUCAUAAUACAGCUGGAGAACGGGAAGACUGCAAUAUUUAAAAUACAUGUUUAUAGUUUGGAUUAGAAUGUCUUUAACAGUAUCUAUUCAAAUGGUGUGACAGAUCAUGUGGCCAGGAUUAUUCAUUAUAACAUGUGGCAUGCUUCUAAUGCCAGUCCAUUUUAGCAGUGAGGAUUUCCACUUCUUUGUUUGUUCAGGUAAUGUUAAAAUAAGUCGAGUUACUGCAGAUCCCCAGUGUUUCCACCGAGGGGAAUGAAAACUGUCCCCUGGUUUCACAGGAGCUGUUGUACAUUAAAUUAUUAAAUUGUACUGCAUUCUUAAAGUAUUUGGAUCACAAUGAGUGACUGAACAAGCAGCAUGCUUAUUGGUAACUAAUUGUGUCAGAUGGGUUUGAUCUGUCAAAUAAAACGGUAAAAACAGCC